GGGUCCAUUUCCAUAAGUCAAAUGAGGGUGGGGGGGGAGGCGGCGGCGGCGAGGCGAAAUUAUCUUCCCCUCGGCCCCUUCACGGCCGGCUCUGCGCUCUGGGCGAUCGCCGCGGGGAGAGAAAUCAAUAAGCCCAGGCCGCCUGGCGCAACUUUCGGUGUCGGGCGUCGGGGUGCCAGCCGAGAAGCAGGGCCGGCGCGGGGCCGGGGUCGACUCUGUGGCGGGAGGGGGCGCGCGCCGGGAGCCUCUGGAGCCUGAAGUUGGGACUUGGAGCAAACUUUUUCCCUUCGCUCUCCGCGAGUGUGUGCCCCUCGGUGCCCCUGGAUUGUAAUGACGGGAUGCCCGCACCCUGGGCCCCGCGCCUCGGGACAUCCCCGGUGCCACACGCGUCUGGCCCCGAACUUAACGGCGGGGACACUCCGCCGCCGCCCCCCGGAGCACCGAAAACUCGGACACACACUCGCGCACCCCGAGCUAGACACGCACCCUCACGCGCACUCGACCGCAAGAACCCAGCCUUGCCGCGGACCGGCCCGCGACAGACGUGGCCAGCUCCGCGGGUGGGAGUGGGAACCGGGUGCGCUGCGGGGAGUCGCCGCGUCGGGUCUCCUCCCCUCCACCACAACACUUUCGGGGUUUACUCUCCUUUGAAGCUUGGGGUACCGGGGGUUUCCCAAGCCUGGAUCUGUCCUGAGACGGGCGGGAGCCGCCGCGUCCUUCUGGCCCUGUCCCGGCGGCCGAUGGCUCUCCAUCCCUCGGCAGCACGCCGCCUUCCUCCCGAGCUCCCCGCGCUCCAUCCCCAUCCCGCAGAGGACUCAGCUGAGCCGGCAGCCCGGACUGCGUGCGCUUCGGGUGGGGACGGCGGCGGCGGCGGCGGCGCCGGGAGCAGAGUUUGCCAGUUGCCUCGGGGUCGCGGUCAUUCGCUGCCUCCGCCUCCCCUCGCCCCCGCCUCCCGCCCCCCUCCUCUCCAGAUACCGCCGCUCGGAAACUUUGAUUCCUUCUCCUUUUUUGCCCUCGGCGAGUCCCCCUCCCCACCUGUUGUGAGCUCCGCCUUGGUCCCCGGAGACUGGCGGUGACACAGGCGGGCGCCGGGGAGCUCCGCGCCCAGAAACAAAGUCGCAUGCCCCCUCCCCAGUGUUUGCUUCGAAAUCGCAGCCUGCAGCCCCCCCCUUUCCCGCGCAGCUCCCGCCCCUAACCCGAAAGUUUGCAAGAGGAAGAGCGCGCGCGGCGAGCAAGCGGGCAAGGGGCAGCGGCAGCGGCGCCGGGGACCAUGGUGCUGCCGGCGCCUCCUCCGCGGGCGUGAAGGCGGCGCUCCCACUCCCUCCCC
Ailuropoda melanoleuca (giant panda) is the source of this 1327-nucleotide messenger RNA. RefSeq lists its product as uncharacterized. The record is from RefSeq and is a predicted model, not a curated record. The transcript has 2 exons. Bases 339 to 1076 code for a protein of 245 amino acids. Lineage: Eukaryota; Metazoa; Chordata; Mammalia; Carnivora; Ursidae.